This is a messenger RNA of Dioscorea cayenensis subsp. rotundata (Guinea yam), 2431 nucleotides long. RefSeq names its product zinc finger CCCH domain-containing protein 18-like. The record is from RefSeq and is a predicted model, not a curated record. Bases 455 to 2086 code for a protein of 543 amino acids. Gene Ontology annotation, molecular function: RNA binding; metal ion binding. Lineage: Eukaryota; Viridiplantae; Streptophyta; Magnoliopsida; Dioscoreales; Dioscoreaceae. The transcript is spliced from 8 exons.
ACUGAGACUUUGAGACGUACUCUUGUGGAAAAAAGUUGUUUUUCUUGUUUUUGUUUUUGUUUUUUUUGGUCUUAUUGUUUUGGAAAGGAAGGUGAGAAGAGAAGUAUGAUCUUUUUUGUUUUGAAAUGGGUGAGUUUGGUUGUGGAAAAUUAGUAAUAAUUGAUAUGCUUCCCCAUUUGUUUCUAUUAAAGAGGAGAAAUUUUCUUUUAUUUUCAAGUAUAUGUAGUUAUCUGACGCUAAUUUUAGUGUACAUUCUUCUUUGUGACUGUCUCUGUUCAGUGUUCUUUUUUAGUACUAAAUGUGUUUCUCACCAUUUACAAUCUUUGAAUGAAAAUCUAAAGCUCAUGACAAUGAUCCUUCGUAGCAGAGAAAGCCCUUUUCUAUAGAUCUAUAGUUGUCCAAUCCGUAGUUUGAGAUGUCACUACUUUAGUUCAUUGACCUCUUUGAGACUAGAAUGGAAAUCUCUAGUUGUACCAAUAUUAUUCUUGGUAGGCUGCAAAAGCUCGAGCCGGAGAAUGCUCAGAGGAUUAUGGGUUACUUGCUUCUGAGUCAUACACAAGAAGAAAUGAUCGAUUAUGCGAUUGGCCCCGAUAGCCAAAUUCAUGAACUGAUCAAUGAGGCCAAGACAUGCCUUGCGUCGUCUGUCAAUGUUGCUGCUUCAAGUCCUACUCAACCUCAUAAUCACUCGAUCUUUGGUCAAUAUGUGCCUUUUUCAUCUACUGUCUCCAGACCAUUCUCCUCCUCAUCAAGCCUCCGAGUUGCUGCUCCAAGUCCACUUUGGGAUGCUUAUGUUGCUUCUGAGCAACAACAAGAAGUGGCCAUGCCAAAUUUGGUUCUUGCACAUCCUUCAUCUGUCGAUUUUAGAAUAGAGGACCAGCCUGAAUAUUCAAGCCAUUAUCUCUACCAGGAUGCGGCAUUGGCAUGUAGUUUAGGUCCAAGAAGUGGACUGAGAUUGGCCUCUGGGCUUCAUGAAUAUCCUCUGAAACCUUGCCAUUACUACUACAAGGGAUUCUGUAGGAAUGGGAACAAUUGUAGGUACUUUCAUGGUCGAGAAAUUUCUGAUGGAUUCUCGCGAAGUAAUGGGCUCGACAUUAAUGAGACGGUUAAUGAAGAUCAUGCUUUUGGUUCUGGAUUGCUUGAGAAGUUAGAAAUGGAGAUAAGAGAACUUUUGCUAUCGAGGAACGGGGUGCCUAUUUCUAUAGCCUCAUUGCCACUAUUGUAUCAGGAAAAAUACGGCAAACCUCUUCAGGCGGACGGGUAUCAAACUGAGAGCCAACGGCAUAGGAAGGCUGGCUAUAGCUUGACAAAGUUGCUUGGUCGAUUAAAGAACGGCAUUCGUCUCGUUGAUAGACCACAUGGACAACACUCGGUGGUGCUAUCCGAAGAUGCUUUGAGAUAUAUGGAUUUGAGAAAUGAGAGGAAUGAACUUCUGGAAGCAGCUGCGUCGUCCUGUCAGAUUUAUCUUACCUUCCCUGCAGACAGUACAUUCAACGAGGAAGAUGUUUUGAAAUAUUUCAAUCAAUUUGGACCUGUUCGUGAUGUGAGGAUUCCCCGUCAGGAGAAGAGAAUGUUCGGUUUUGUGAGCUUCAUGUACCCUGAGACUGUGAAACUUAUUUUGUCGAAGGGUUUCCCGCAUUUUAUUUGCGGGUCACGCAUUCUAGUUAAGCCUUAUAAAGAAAAACCAAAGCUAAAUGACAGGCAGAAAGGGCUAUGGAGAGAAUGGAGCAUCAUCCAAUUUACAAUCCUUCUCAUUCUUUUGAAUCAGAUGUCGAGUCUCCCGACUCUAAUUCUAUACCGACAUCAUUUGGUAAAUCAAGAUUCCAGUCAUGGCUGGGCAUCGAAGAAACAUGAACAUGGAAUAGAGGAAGAGCGAAGACACCUACUCAACCUGCAGCUAAACCCUGUGACGCAUACACCAAAUAUCCGCUUUAGUCGUAGCUUGCAAGAUUUCAAAUUUUCCGACGAUUAUUUAAGCUCUCCUGGCACAGCAACUGGUUUUAGAGCAACAUCUACCGGGAAUAACCACAUCGAUCAAGACUUUGAUCAUAUUGAACUCCCCGACAGUCCCUUCACAUCUCCACAUUAGAACAAGAAGAAAUAUUACUUCUUUUCAGCUAUACAUCAAAUACAAACAUCGUCAUUUUGGCUCUUCAUACUCAAAUUAUUCAAUGAAACUUGCAAAUUUUGGUCAAGGUAUUGCUGAUUUUAUACAAGAAAAAAUAUAAGUUUCUAUAGGUACAGGUGCAACAGUUUAUUAAUUUUUUUUUACUGCAGUAACUUAGAACUGAUAGUGAAUGAACAUUGAAUCUUGUUUAUUUAGACUUUUGUGACAAAUGGACAUGGUUGAUGCCAAUGCAAAAUUAAACCAUAGCAAAUGAAUCUGUACAUUUAUAUGUUCAGAAAAAAAAAUGGCAAGUAAUGAAUUGUUCAA